This is a messenger RNA of Bufo bufo (common toad), 2191 nucleotides long. RefSeq names its product oocyte zinc finger protein XlCOF22-like. Gene Ontology annotation, molecular function: RNA polymerase II cis-regulatory region sequence-specific DNA binding; DNA-binding transcription factor activity, RNA polymerase II-specific. The coding region runs from base 104 to 2149 and encodes 681 amino acids. The record is from RefSeq and is a predicted model, not a curated record. Gene Ontology annotation, biological process: regulation of DNA-templated transcription. Lineage: Eukaryota; Metazoa; Chordata; Amphibia; Anura; Bufonidae. The transcript is spliced from 8 exons.
UGAAGACCAUGUGACUAAGAGCAUUUCCCUGCUGGACACGACCCUGACCUCGGGGUUGCUGAAAGAGAGGAUCUUAACUGACUGUCUGACAGAGCCAGCAAGGAUGGACAAGCCCAAAAGACACAUGACUGAAAUUAUAUUUAACCUCACCCUAGAGAUAAUGUACCUGCUAACUGGAGAGGAUUACAUAGUAGUGAAGAAGAUCUAUGAUGAAGGUGAAGGAUGGAGCAGGAGCCAGAUCCGAAUCAUGAAGCCUCCACCUGACUCACUGAUGAAUGAGAAAAAGAUCCUAGACCUCACCAACAAGAUCACGGAGCUGCUGACUGGAGAGGUUCCUAUAAGGAGUCAGAAUGUCGCUGUCUAUUUCUCCAUGGAGGAGUGGGAGUAUGUGGAAGAACACAAGGAUCUGUACAAGGAUAUUGUGAUGGAGAAUCACCAGUUCUUCACAUCAUUAUAUGGAUUUCCUAUGGAGAACAUACCAGACAGAGUCUCCAGUCCUCUUCUGAUACACAGUUGUUCAGAAGAAAAUCAAAAUGUCCUACAGAAUCAUAAGGUUGAACAACUGGCUGAUAUUAAAUGUGAAACUAUAAAAGAAGAAAAAGAAAUAUAUGUGGAAGAUAGCCAUGAGUGUAAGGUGAAGGAAACUCCUACAUAUAUCGGCACAGAUAACUUUCCCAAAAACUUGGAGGGACAUCUCAAUUUAUACCUAGAUUAUAAAAUAGAAUAUAAUGAUAUUGUACAAGGUUAUUCUGGAGAACAUUCUAUCACUUCAACAUCAGUCCUUCACAGAAGAGAUGUAUCUACUGAUCCCAAUACUUAUGAAGAAUCUUUAUCUGAUCAGUCACUAAAUGAUCACCGAGUUACAGGUCAUGGAGAGAGUGAAAUAUUUACAUGCUCUGAAUGUGGAAAGAAUUUUAAGACAAAAUGUAGUCUUUAUAGACAUAAGAAAAUGCACAAAAAUGAAAGGCCAUUUUUAUGUUCUGAAUGUGGGAAAUGUUUUAUUCAGAGAUCACAUCUUGUUCAACAUCAGAAAAAUCAUAGAGGAGAGAAACCAUUUUCAUGCACUGAAUGCGGUAAAUGUUUUACCCAGAAAUCAAGUCUCAGUGACCACCAGAGAAUUCACACAGGAGAGAAGCCAUUUUCAUGUUUGGAGUGUGGGAAAUGUUUUACCUAUAAAUCAAGUCUUGUUGACCAUCGACGAACUCACACAGGAGAGAAACCAUAUUCUUGUAUGGAAUGUGGGAAAUGUUUUACGAGGAAAACAAAUCUUAUUGAACAUCAGAAAAAUCACACAGAAAAGAAGCCAUUUUAUUGUUCAGAAUAUGAGUUUGCCAAAAACUUAGAAGAACAUCUUUUUUCUCCAGAUCAUAAAGUAGAAUUUAAUGGUAUUGCACAAGAUCAUUCUCAAGAACAUUUCAUUACCUCGAAGGAAACCUCUGUUCCACACACAUAUUUUUCUACUGAUCCCAGUAACCACAAAGAAUCUUCAUCUGAUCAAUCACUGAAUGAUCAACAAGUUAUAGGCCAUGGAUAUGGUAAAAUAUUUACAUGUUCUGAAUGUGGGAAGAAUUUUAAGACUAAAUGUAGUCUUUGUAGACAUAAGAGAAUUCACAAAAAUGAAAGGCCGUUUUUGUGCUCUGAAUGUGGGAAAUGUUUUAUUCAGAAAUCCCAUCUUGUUCAACAUCAGAAAAAUCACAGAGGAGAGAAACCAUUCUCAUGCCCCAAGUGUGGGAAAUGUUUUACUCAGAAAUCUAGUCUCGGUGACCACCAGAGAAUGCACACAGGAGAGAAACCAUUUUCGUGUUUGGAGUGUGGGAAAUGUUUUACCUAUAAAUUAAGUCUUGCUGACCAUCGAAGAAUUCACACAGGGGAGAAACCUUUUUCAUGUUCAGAGUGUGGAAAAAGUUUCACCAGGAAAUCUAAUCUUGUUGAACAUCAGAAAAACCACACAGGGGAUAAGCCAUUUUCAUGUCCAGAAUGUGAGAAAUGUUUUACCCAGAAGGCCUACCUUUUGAAACAUCAGACAAUUCACUCAAGAGAGAAUUUGUUUUCAUGUUCAGAAUGUAGGAAAUGUUUUACUGUUGAGUCGCAUCUUGUUGCUCAUCAGAGAAGUCACAGAGGGGAGAAUAUGCAGAAUGUUUUGCGGUGAUAUCAGCCCUUGUUACACACAAGAAUCAACACGCAAUACUGA